Cannabis sativa is the source of this 1500-nucleotide messenger RNA. RefSeq lists its product as uncharacterized. NCBI's taxonomy places the organism in Eukaryota, Viridiplantae, Streptophyta, Magnoliopsida, Rosales, Cannabaceae. Bases 1 to 1500 code for a protein of 499 amino acids. The record is from RefSeq and is a predicted model, not a curated record. The transcript is spliced from 2 exons. Gene Ontology annotation, molecular function: catalytic activity.
AUGAGUUGCUUAAGCUGGAAUUGUCGUGGGCUUGAGAACCCGCGGGCCAAACAAUUCUUAUUGGACCUUGUGUUCCAAAAGAAGCCCAAUGUUUUAUUUCUUUGUGAAACUCUUUGUAACAAGGCUAGUAUGGAGGGCAUUAGAGCCCAUUUGGGUUUUGAAGGUUCUUUUGUGGUAGAGGCUCGGGGACAUAGUGGUGGCUUAGCUUUGCUAUGGAAGGAUGCAAGUGAGGUUGUAAUUCAAGGCUUUUCUUUCUCUCAUAUUGAUGCCACGAUACAAAUGAUAGGGUAUUCAACUUGGAGAUUCACCGGCGUUUAUGGAGAACCUAAAAGAGAGCUUCGUUAUCGUACUUGGGAUCUCUUUCGGUCUCUCAAGCAUGAUAGCAGCCUCCCUUGGUGUCUCAUGGGAGACAUGAACAACUUGGCGUCCCAGUUCGAGAAGAAAGGGGGAAGGAAAUAUCCUGACCGCCUUAUAGAUGGUUUCCUUGGUGCUUUGGACGAUUGUAAUCUGGUGGAUUUACCACUUGUCGGCUACCCGUACACCUGGGAGAAGGGAAGGGACAUCAGGGAGUGGAUUGAAGAAAGGUUGGAUCGAGCUCUAGUGACCCACGAUUGGAUGUCUUUGUUCACUCAAUUGGUUCUGCUCAACUUGGAAAUUUCAACUAGCGAUCACUGCCCGAUUUUUCUUGUCUUCAAAGGUAACAUUCCAUCUAGCUCUCAUCACUCUUUUCGCUUUGAAAAUGCAUGGCUCCGCGAACCCCUCUGUGAGCAGAUUGUGGAGAGUUGUUGGGGGGAAUCGGGUAUUACCGGUAUUCAAGGAAAAAUCUUGAGAUGUGGGGAAGUUUUGGGAAGGUGGGUAUGGGAUAUUACUGUGUUGGAAGGUAUAAGGCCUACUGUUAGCCGUGAGCAGAAUAAAGCUCUUUUGGAGAUGGUUUCUGAGGAAGAAGUUAGGAAUGCUCUUUUCCAAAUGCAUCCUGACAAGUCCCCAGGGCCCGAUGGUAUGACUCCAGCAUUUUACCAGAAGCAUUGGAAUAUUGUUAGGGCUGAUGUGAUUCAUUUUGUUCGAGAGUUUUUCAAUUCGGGUCAAUUCCCGGAAUCAAUAAAUGAUACACAUAUUGUCCUUAUUCCAAAGAAGAAAAAUCCUUCACAGAUGGGAGAUCUUCGACCGAUUUCUCUUUGUAAUGUUCUCUACAAAAUUACUUCGAAGGUUGUUGCUAAUAGAAUGAAGAAUGUUUUGAACUACGCUAUCUCGGAAACUCAAAGCGCAUUUGUGUCAGGAAGGUUAAUCUCGGACAACAUCAUGGUGGCUUUUGAAGUGAUGCACUACCUGAAAAGAAAAACCAAUGGUAGGAAGGGUUAUAUGGCACUUAAACUCGAUAUGAGUAAAGCCUAUGAUCGUGUUGAGUGGGGUUUCCUGGAGGCUACUCUUCGAGUGAUGGGUUUUAGUGAUCGAUGGAUUGGUUUAACUCUCAGCUGUGUUAAUUCGGUGCAGUACCAAUAG